Spinacia oleracea (spinach) is the source of this 2107-nucleotide messenger RNA. RefSeq names its product protein RETICULATA, chloroplastic. NCBI's taxonomy places the organism in Eukaryota, Viridiplantae, Streptophyta, Magnoliopsida, Caryophyllales, Amaranthaceae. The record is from RefSeq and is a predicted model, not a curated record. Gene Ontology annotation, cellular component: chloroplast inner membrane. The coding region runs from base 370 to 1623 and encodes 417 amino acids. The transcript has 7 exons. Gene Ontology annotation, biological process: plant organ development.
AUAUAAUUUUUCGAUAUUUCCUUACAAAAUUGUCAGUCAUUUCCCAAAAAUCGACCUAAAAUAAGUAGGUUUCCAUAAAAUUAUUCUAUUUACCACAUGGUUUUUUGAUGCUCAAUAGUCAUUACACCAGAAUACCAAAUGUCUUGAUUUGUCCCUCUAAACUCUUCGCCGCCGAAAUCAAACUCCCUCGCUCUUUCCACUUUCACAGUUCAUGCACCCCAUUUUCUUCUCUCUCUGAAAAUUUCGAUUUCCCCCAAUUUUCUAAGCAAUUUGUUGUUCCUUCCCAAUUUCCGAUCACAUUGUACCCCCAAACCCUACACUGAUUCGCGAGAAUAUUGAUAUAUUCUCACGCAGAUUUUCAGAGUCGCCAUGCCAGUUGCUUCGUUGAGCUUCAAUCUUCCAUAUCUACACAACAAUGCAUUGAACGAGAUCAAUUUCAGCCGAAAAUGGAGUACUGAUUUCACUCUCGAAUGUAGGGUUUCUGCAUAUUCUCAAACCAGAGCAUCUCUCCGAGUCGUGAAUUCGGGCCGUUGGAGGAGAGAGAAUGUUGGGUUCUUUGUCAAAUCGUAUAAGUCGGAAACUACGGUGACGAUUCCGGAUGGUGAAAUUCAGGUUUUGGAGGAUGAUACUACUCCGAGAAUCGAUAAUGGAGGUUCUGACGACGGGAAUGGGAAGGUUCCGCCAGAUAAUGGUGGGAAUGGUGGCGGCGGUGGUGGGGAAGGAAACGGAAAUGGAGACGAUGAGGAAGAGAAGGAGUUCGGCGCGAUAUUGACAUUUGAGGAGGUGAUGAGAGAGACUGAGAAAUAUGGGGCAACUCUUCCCUCUGAUAUUCUUGAAGCUGCUAAAACUACAGGGAUUAGAGAAUUGAUUUUGAUGCGAUAUUUGGAGUUGCAGGGAUCAGCUGGGCCACUAGGGUUUUUGAUGAGACAUUGUGCUAUGCUUCGUAAUCGAAUGUUGGCUGACCCUGCAUUCUUAUUCAAAAUUGGAACUGAGAUUGUAAUUGAUUCCUGUUGUGCGACAUUUGCGGAAGUUCAGAAAAGGGGAAAGGAUUUUUGGGCGGAAUUUGAACUUUACCUUGCUGAUCUUCUUGUUGGUGUGGUUGUUAAUGUGGCGUUAGUUGGCAUGUUAGCACCAUAUGUUCGUAUUGGGAGACGAUCUGCAUCUACUGGUUUCCUGGGAGGCAUCAGUCGUGCUUGUAGUGAACUUCCCAGUAGUGUCUUUGAAGCUGAAAGACCAGGAUGUCGAUUUUCCGCGAAGCAGCGAAUGGCAUCAUAUCUUUACACGGGAGUACUGCAAGGUGGAGUUGGAUUUGGAUGUGGAAUUGUUGGCCAAGGAAUUGCAAAUCUGAUCAUGACUGCUAAACGGAGCAUAAAGAAGUCAGAUGAAGAUAUACCCGUCCCGCCUCUAAUAAAAAGUGCAGUACUCUGGGGUGCAUUCCUUGCCAUUUCAUCCAAUACUCGUUAUCAAAUAAUUAAUGGACUGGAACGGGCAGUGGAGGCAUCACCAUUGGGAAAAAAUAUUCCACCAGUUGCUCUGGCUUUCACAGUGGGUGUGCGAUUUGCCAACAAUGUCUACGGUGGUAUGCAGUUUGUUGAUUGGGCUAGGUGGAGUGGUGUGCAAUAGUAAGUUAGUAACCCCCUCUAAUCAUAUCAGCAGUUUCCUUUCCGUAUUUGACGACACAACUUGAAACAUGGGCAUCAAUUCCUCUUCACAUGUACACUAAUGCUGAUUAUUAUUGUACAAGAGCUUGUAAUACCCACUAGCCAAGCCGUAUUUCCUUUGCAAUGCCAGGAUCCAAAUGGAGAGAUGCUCAUUCUGUCAUCAAAGAGUUUUUUCUCCCCAUAAGAAUAUGCUUUGUCCCUAUCCUAAGAAACAGGCGACAUGAGCGCUAUUUUUGAGCGAUUGACUUUCUACUUGCUUAUUUAGAUUCAGGCCUACACUAGAUGUUUAAAGUUUGGGCUAUCUCAUCAUGUUCUAGGGUUCUAUUUGCAUUUUCAGGUACUGAAUUGAUUAGGUACUAGCAAAUGCAUGACAUACUUACGUAUGAAGUUCCUUUUUUCUUUUUGGCAGCAAAAUAAAUUAAAAAAAAAUAGAGUUGCGCUUGUAA